UAAAAAGUAUGCGGAGAGAUAGGUGACAGAUACUGGUCCAAAGUAACCUGAACUUGCCUUAUCCCCACACAUACCUCCACCAAUGUCAUUGGACGCAAUCUGCCCACAUCACCUUAGAUAGCUUUACACUUCCCCAUCUCUCUAGCCAGCUUUCCGCUGUCUGCUCCGCCAUCACACCCUUUCUACAUUAACUGGAAAAACCACCGCCACCGCCACCACCACUACUUAGAGGCGAUCGAAUUCCUGCACCAUGGCUGCCACUGCUGCUGCCGCCGUAGGCUCAUCUUUUUCUCCAUCCUUUCAUACCCUCAAAUGCACGAAUCCUAAGCAUUUUCUAUCUGAUUCUCUUCUUAAAGUUCCGGCAACUCGCAUCAUGACUGCAGCCUCCAUAAUCCAUCGCUCUUAUGCUAUAGAACCACUUUCAUCAGUUGCAGUCUCCUGGCGUGUGCCUAGAGUAUCUGCAGCUGUUGCUCAAGAGGAGGCUGCCGCUACUGCUCCUGUGGAAGAGGUUUUGCACCAGGAUGAACAGAAGCAAGUAGCAGGAGAAGGUGAAAAAGAAGCUGAUGAGACCCUUGUUAACGCUAAGCUUUACUUUGGGAAUUUGCCUUAUAAUGUUGAUAGUGCACAGCUUGCUGGAAUCAUUCAAGAUUAUGGCACUCCUGAGCUCGUUGAGGUUCUUUACGACAGAGAAACUGGAAGAAGUAGAGGUUUUGCAUUUGUAACGAUGAGCAGCGUUGAAGAUUGUAAUGCAGUGAUUGAAAAUCUUGAUGGAAGUCAAUACAUGGGUCGCAUCUUGAGGGUGAACUUUUCUGACAAACCUAAACCGAAGGAACCUUUAUAUCCAGAAACAGAACACAAGCUUUUUAUUGGGAAUUUAUCCUGGUCGGUAACAUCAGAAAGUUUGACACAAGCUUUUCAAGAAUAUGGAAAUGUGGUUGGAGCAAGAGUUCUAUACGAUGGGGAGACCGGAAGGUCGCGAGGUUAUGGUUUUGUGUGCUACUCAACCCGAUCAGAGAUGGAAAAUGCCCUUGAGUCUCUUAAUGGAGUGGAACUAGAAGGACGAGCAAUGCGUGUAAGCUUAGCUCAAGGGAAAAAAUCAUAAGCUUCUGGAAGAAAAUGCUGAUUUCAGAAGGGAUGAAUAUCAUCUUUAAAUCCAAAAUCACUGACCCCUUGCCUAUCCUCUGAUCAGUUGAACUUAGUGAAAAAAAAAAUCUCAUGGUUAUUUCUCUAAGCAUAUUAUUUUGUUAAUAAUGCGAUAAUAAGAAAAAUUCUCAUUUUCAUUGUAAUAUUUAUGAGUUGUGGUUGGAGAAACUAUAGUAUCUUACAGUUUACUCACCAUUGAUGAGUCGGAAAGAAGAUCAACUCCUGUGUUUUAACUUCUGCUUUGUUAUUUUUUUGGAUGAUGAAAUGCCAUAGUUUUCUUUGAGUGAAAAA
Messenger RNA from Hevea brasiliensis (rubber tree), 1434 nucleotides. Its product is annotated as 28 kDa ribonucleoprotein, chloroplastic. Bases 251 to 1102 code for a protein of 283 amino acids. Gene Ontology annotation, cellular component: cytosol. NCBI's taxonomy places the organism in Eukaryota, Viridiplantae, Streptophyta, Magnoliopsida, Malpighiales, Euphorbiaceae. Gene Ontology annotation, molecular function: mRNA binding. The transcript is spliced from 4 exons. The record is from RefSeq and is a predicted model, not a curated record.